Messenger RNA from Colletes gigas, 1577 nucleotides. It is a transcript of the gene Idi, whose product is annotated as isopentenyl-diphosphate Delta-isomerase 1. Gene Ontology annotation, cellular component: cytoplasm. The record is from RefSeq and is a predicted model, not a curated record. The transcript has 2 exons. Gene Ontology annotation, molecular function: isopentenyl-diphosphate delta-isomerase activity. Bases 319 to 1056 code for a protein of 245 amino acids. NCBI's taxonomy places the organism in Eukaryota, Metazoa, Arthropoda, Insecta, Hymenoptera, Colletidae. Gene Ontology annotation, biological process: isopentenyl diphosphate biosynthetic process; isoprenoid biosynthetic process.
UAUCACAGGGGAUAUUGGGCGUGUUUAUUCAAGAGAUGUUGUCGUCAAGUCGAAAGCUUUGUGGUGUUCAUAUAGUCGAAAGUAUGUGGCCGCAUUUUUACAAAAGAAAGUUUUUUUGCGCGAAACGUACGUUAUACUUCUAGUUAAACUUUUUUACGUUAUUGUCGUCAUUUAUCUGUCGAAUUUACGCAAGGUCGUUGAUUUAGUUAACCUAUUAUUUACAUAUACCGCGUCGUAUGCACUGCCGUGUAAAAUAGCUCUAUAUAAAGUAGUGCAUUUACGAACUUUAAACAUUAUAUGUAAGGAGCUUUUGGUACAAUGAUGGCUAAAACGAUCAAAGAAUUAUGUGCCGUUGCACGGAAACUAACACCCACAGUGAGACAUUUUGGUAGUGCGCAAACAGCUCCUUUGCAGGAAGCUGCAUUGGAGGAACGUUGUAUUCUUGUCGAUGAAUCAGACAGGCCCCUCGGCGAGGCCACAAAAAGAGACUGUCAUACAGUUAACUCCGAGGGUCAGGUUCUCCUUCACAGAGCGUUUAGUGUUUUUCUCUUCAACAAUGCGGGGCAGUUGUUGCUUCAAAAACGGUCUGCUAAUAAGAUAACAUUUCCAAACCAUUAUACGAACACGUGUUGUAGUCAUCCGUUGGCCGAGAUUCCUGGCGAAACUGUAGAACACGAAGCAUUAGGGAUUCGUAGAGCGGCACAAAGGAGACUCAAUUACGAAUUAGGGAUUCCUCUGACGCAAGUUUCACCGUCGGAUUUUCUAUAUUUGACAAGGAUUCAUUAUCACGCAGUGAAUGGUCAUUGGGGCGAACACGAGAUAGAUUAUGUGUUAUUUGCACAGAAAGAUAAUAUAACGUUGAAUCCAAAUGCUGACGAAAUUAGCGAACUUCAUUGGGUGUCGCAAUCCGAAUGCAAUCAGUUUGUGGAAAAUCUUAAUUCCCCGUUGACUCCGUGGUUUAAAUUAAUACUGAAACAUAAAUUGCCUCUUUGGUGGGAUAAUCUGGAUGCGCUGGAAAAAAUGCAAGAUCACAAUACGAUACAAAGAUUUAUAUAAAUUUGUUGAAUAAUAACUUUUCAGUUCUCGUUAAUAUUAAAAUUAAACAAAGUUUCGUAAAGUUUGUAAAUGAGGCAAUUCUAGAACGGUUUUUUUCAAAUACAAUAAAGAUCAAUUAUUCGAAUAGCAGUUUAAUAUACAUAGCCAUACAAUUCAUGAAACAUUUUAUUCAUUUAUUGUAUAAAAACGUAAGCGACCACCAUAGCAGAGCUCGCAUACAAACAUUCUGAAUGAUUGCCAGUUUUGUGAAAUAAGAUGUUUGUUACGAAUUCAGGUUUGCAAUAUGAGAACAAAUUAUUCUUAUAAAUUUACGAUCUGUGUGUAUGGUAGUGUGGUAUUAUUUUAACGACGGCUACGAAUAAUUAUUUUAUAACAAUACACUUAUGUAUGUAUGUAAUUUUUGUGAAUACAAUUUUGUCAUAGAAAGUAUAGUUUUGUAAAUAUAAAAUAAAAUUAAUCUUACAUCGUAAGCUUUUGUAUAACUUUAUGUAAUUAGUGUACUAACGUAUGGAAACGUAAUU